AUGUUGUUGACAAGUAAUGCUACGAAGUACAUGGACAUGGAAGGAAGAUGGGUGCAACAAUUAUUUACACCUAAGUGCAAUAACUCUCAGGCUGCUAUUGUAAAUUGCGACCUUCCCUUCUUCAAAACAAAAGUUACCACAGAUCAAGCAAUCCGCAUAAAUAAGUUAUUCUCAUAUGAUGAUGAAAGAAAUCUUAUAAUUCCAUCUUGCACUUACGAUAAACCGCCAGGACCAUGGGAAUGGUGUCAUUUUCCCUCAUCAAAUUCCACAGUGAAACAGAAGCUGCUUAUACUGGGUAAUAGCUAUGCUGCAAAUCAGGGCAAGGUAAUUUACGAUGCAUGUGCGAGGAACAAUAUUGAUGCUGCUGUCUAUACAAAGCCUGUGUGUGAAUCUUUGGUCGAUCACAAGGAAAAAUGGGCUUGCAAAGGUCUUCACAAAGAUUUCAGCAAAGCAGUUGCAGACUAUAAACCUGACAUUCUUUUUCUGUUGUUCAGACAUCUCACCUGGAUGGAUACGCCAAAAACAGCAAUCCCUGAUCCGCUUGUGGAAAACGCUGUACCCAUUCUCAGAAAUUUGGAAGAGCAUGUUAAUCUCCACGUUUUCGUUCUAAAUGCACUCCCACGACCGCGCAACGGCUAUCAAGAGACCUAUCAUGCCAUUCUCCGUGCAAACAAGUCGAUGGAUCAGAGUCUGCUCUACAAUACGACAACGCACUAUGAGGCAGCACGUUGGCGAAUCGAACAGCUAGCUAAGAAUUGUCAAAAGUGCAGUGUGAUCGAUUACACACCAUUGUUCACAUUCAAUGGCACCUUCAACUUUGUGGAUGAGAGAACAAAGGUUGCUUACAUGAACGAUGCAAAGCACUUCACGCCUCUUGGCUUGUAUUAUCUGCAAAAGCUUUACAAGGAUAUGUGUGACAAGAUUGAUUGGUGA
Cylicocyclus nassatus is the source of this 933-nucleotide messenger RNA. The record is from the annotation of a GenBank genome assembly. Lineage: Eukaryota; Metazoa; Nematoda; Chromadorea; Rhabditida; Strongylidae.